AAAUGUACCAAUUGCAAAGAAGCCAUUAGUUUUCUGGCAGCGCAAACAAACACACACACACACACACACACACACACACACACACACACACACACACACACACACACACACACACACACACACACACACACACACACACACACACACACACACACACACACACACACACACACAACUCAACACAUACAGAUAAUAGGAUAGAGACGGACAAUAAGCAUCUCGGAGUUAUGAACAACUGCGGGAAAAGCGCGCAAUUCCAACUUUUCCCGUUGAAGAUGAGUACCACAUGCCCGCGUUAUUCCGCGGAAAGAAAUUCCGCGAUCUUCCCUGCACGUCACUGAAACAACACCGAGCGCGAGAGCGAGGAGAGCAGUGAGGAGCACUUGAGCCAAAGACCAGCAGAGACCGAUGAAGCCGCCUCCAGUCGCGAGGAGCCACAGCAGGGGACCAAAGUUGCGCGCAGCUUUCUGUUACGCACUACCAAGGUGGGACCACGGGAACACCAUCACACACGCACUGAACGUUUACGCACGCCUAGAUAAUGUGCUGCUGUACAUCUCCCGCCGUGAGCUCCAUGUCAUAAACAAGAAAAACACAGUUGCACUUUUUGCAGAAUCGGGGGGAAGAAGAGAGUAAAGAAACAGCGCAGCGAUGGCAUCGGAAGGGGGACCCUCCGGUCUGGCCCUGAGACUGUCCGAGAUGGGCGAGAAGACCCGUGAGUUCGGUGGAGCCAUCACGGACCCGCAGAAGCAGAGACGGAUCAUGCUGGUGAUCGUGUGCGUGGCUCUGCUGCUGGACAACAUGCUCUACAUGGUCAUCGUGCCGAUUAUUCCCGAUUACCUGGCGGACCUUGAGAGCGAGCAGUCGGCGCACGUGCACCUGGUCCUGCACCCCAACUCCACGUUCAACAGCACCGGCCAAGCCAAGAGCAACAGGGACAAUCUUGACGUCCAGAUCGGAGUACUGUUCGCCUCCAAAGCCAUUGUACAGCUCCUGGUCAACCCCCUGUCGGGAACUUUUAUAGACCGGGUCGGAUACGACAUUCCCCUUUUAAUCGGACUAACUGUCAUGUUCGUGUCCACGUGCAUAUUCGCCUUUGCCGAGAAUUAUGCCACUCUAUUCGCGGCGCGAAGUUUACAGGGUCUGGGGUCGGCGUUCGCCGACACGUCGGGCAUCGCGAUGAUCGCCGACAAGUACACGGAGGAGGGGGAGCGCAGGAAGGCGCUGGGCAUCGCGCUGGCCUUCAUCUCCUUCGGCAGCCUGGUAGCGCCGCCCUUCGGGGGCAUCCUGUACGAGUUCGCCGGCAAACGGGUGCCGUUCAUCGUGCUGGCCGUGGUCUGCCUGGCGGACGGCUUGCUGCUGCUCACCGUCGUCAAGCCCUUCUCCAACCGCACCCGGGAGAACAUGCCGGUUGGGACGCCCAUCUACCGGCUCAUGAUCGACCCCUACAUCGCCGUGGUUGCUGGGGCGCUGACCGUGUGCAACAUCCCGCUGGCCUUCCUGGAGCCCACCAUCGCCAACUGGAUGGAGAGUACCAUGCACUCCACCAAGUGGGAGAUGGGGCUGACCUGGCUGCCGGCCUUCUUCCCCCACGUCCUGGGCGUGUACAUCACCGUGAAGCUGGCCGCCAAGCACCCGCACCUGCAGUGGUUCUACGGGGCGGUGGGGAUGGUCAUUAUAGGGGCCAGCUCCUGCGUGGUGCCCGCGUGUAAAACUUUCGGCCAGUUGAUUGCGCCCCUGUGCGGCAUAUGCUUCGGCAUCGCCUUGGUAGACACCGCUCUUUUACCGACGCUGGCCUUUCUGGUCGACGUCCGCUACGUUUCCGUGUACGGUAGUAUCUAUGCCAUCGCGGACAUCUCCUACUCCGUGGCGUACGCCAUGGGGCCCAUCGUGGCCGGGCAGAUAGUGCACAAUCUAGGCUUUGCGCAACUCAAUCUGUGCAUGGGUCUUGUGAACGUGCUUUACGCACCGGCCUUGCUGUUGCUCUGCAACGUGUGCCAAAUGAAACCGUCCCACUCGGAGAGGGAUAACCUGUUGGAAGAGGCUCCGCAGGGUCUGUACGACACUAUUAAAAUGGAGGAGAGGAAAGGUAAAAAGAAGGGCUAUAGUUCAUCAGGUAAAUGCCUGGCGGUCGACGAGAACGGGUUCGACCCGUUCAGGGCACAGAGGUCGUACUCGGAGGAGUCCUCAGAGUACACUUAGUCGGUCCAACGGGCUCGUAGAUCCUCCGAAACGUUCAGUUGGAGAGAUAGGAGGCGAGAGAGACAAUGUAUAGCCUAUCAUUUCCACUACUGUGUGUUUACUGAUGUGCAAUAUUAACACCCAAUCACCGAGGUCACGACGAGGGUGUGACCCGUUUCCAAAGUUGAUUUAUCGUGCAGAACGACGUCUGUAUGUAACGUUUGUCAUGGACGUGUAGUUUGGGUUUUUGUGAGAGACCAGAAUCAGCUAUGAAUAUGACUAUGUGUGCAUUACAAUAUAGAGCGAAAAGUACAAGAUUUUAGUAAAAACUAUAGGGGACCAACUAUCAGAAGCACAUUUUCCCACUGAAGUAGCCGAUAUAUUUUAGUCUUUGCUUCAUUUUAUAACUCGGUAUCGAAGGCUGAACUCAUGUUGUUUCGUAUUUCGUCAAUUUUAAACUUUUGGACCUGUCUGUAAUUUUAUUUUUUAAGUCUUUGAACGUCUAAAAUGAAAUGUAUCAUUGUCAAAAAAUGCAUUUUUUGUACAUAUGUGGAUAUUAUGCACAAUGUAAAUGGUUGAAAUACAUGUGGAUUGUGGACCUAAGCACAUUUGUUCUGCACUGUGUGUGUGUGUGUGUGUGUGUGUGUGUGUGUGUGUGUGUGUGUGUGUGUGUGUGUGUGUGUGUGU
Messenger RNA from Gadus morhua (Atlantic cod), 2868 nucleotides. It is a transcript of the gene slc18a3b, whose product is annotated as solute carrier family 18 member 3b. Gene Ontology annotation, molecular function: xenobiotic transmembrane transporter activity; acetylcholine transmembrane transporter activity. The record is from RefSeq and is a predicted model, not a curated record. Bases 652 to 2202 code for a protein of 516 amino acids. NCBI's taxonomy places the organism in Eukaryota, Metazoa, Chordata, Actinopteri, Gadiformes, Gadidae. The transcript has a single exon. Gene Ontology annotation, biological process: transmembrane transport; chemical synaptic transmission; xenobiotic transport. Gene Ontology annotation, cellular component: terminal bouton; membrane; AP-2 adaptor complex.